Stylonychia lemnae is the source of this 2409-nucleotide messenger RNA. The record is from the annotation of a GenBank genome assembly. NCBI's taxonomy places the organism in Eukaryota, Ciliophora, Spirotrichea, Sporadotrichida, Oxytrichidae.
AUGACUAUCACUAUCUCAGAAGGAGAUGAGACAGUAUCGAGAAAUUCACCGAGUAGAGGCGAGCUAAAUUAGGUAAAAAUGACAAAUUAUAUUCAAGAUCAGCAGAGUGCUGUUGCAGUUGAUACCCCAAUCAAUUAGGAUUUAGUGAACAGAAGGUUAUAAGGCAGAAUGGCUCUUAGUCAGGGUAAAAACCCCUUCACUCUAAAAAAUGAAAAAGUAAAGCGUUAUAGUAACUCUAAUAAUGAUGAAUAUGUAAUAAACUUUGGCACUGGUUCGAGUAAUAUUCGAUCACGCUAAUUUAAUCAAGUUAUCUCUAACUAGACACCAUACAACAACACAAAUGGAAAUGCCAAAGAUAUUAGCACCGCCAAUUAGACUCUAAUAUCCCCAAUUCAACUACACAAUCUUUACUAACAAGCUAAGCUAUCUAACAUUAAAAAAGCUAAAAAUGAAAAUUUAAAGAAAUUAACCUAUUCUGCAAACUAACAGGCAACAUUUCAAUAAUCUCCUCUAUUAAACAAAGAGUAAAACAAUAAUCAAGGAUUUUUGCCGCUGCUGACAUAAACUACAAAUAAUUUUGGAAAAGACCUCUAGAGUCGCAAACUUACAAAUUCUUAGGUUAGUAGUGGAGUAGAAACAACUACGUCAAGUUAGCUUACGCAAUAAAAGCUUUACUCUGGCUCAACUCAGUCUAACAAUAAUUAAGGUAUAAUUUCCUAGACUCCAAAUAAUAUGUCAAAUAAAAAUAAAGUCAUAGAUAAGAUCUAUAUAUACAAAGAGAAGCAGAGAAAUACAAAUAAUCAGAGCAAAGAUAAGAACAGGACAGCUUUACCUACAAAUACUAGAGCCAUCGAUUACUAUCAGACUAAAAAUUUAGCUUUGAGAGAGUUUAUCAAUGAAAACUAUCAUAGUAAUAAAGAAUAGAACUAAGGAACUUAAAUGAAUCUGAGAUCUACUAAAAAUAGUCUCUUUUCCAAAAACACAGUAGAUUUUCAAUAAUAAAAAUAGUAUCUGUAAGAUGAAUUAUUUGCAGAUAAUCAAAUUCUAUAAAACAUCAAUGAGGAGAUGCUUCGUUUGAACUAAUAUAUAAAGUAAAAGGUUUAUCAAAAGAGCAAUUACAACUCUAUUUUAGCAAGAAAGGCUGAUGAAAUUUCUCUGACCAGAAAAUCUUUCCAUAACAAGAUGAAAGACAAAUUUUAGGAGGAGUUAAGAGCUUAAACUAAGCUAAAAGAGCUUAAUAUAAAUUUAUUUGAGAAAUAAAGAGACUCUUACUCCCAUACAGUAAGAGAUUACAGCAAAUUUAAAUCAGCUUGCAGAUCUUACUCUAAGACAAUUAAAUACUAAACACCGAGAAUAUAUUAAAAUCUAACAAAGAGAGUUAUGUAAAGCUAGGAGUCUCAGAAUUUAGAUAGAACUAGACUGCCAUUGCUGUUCAUAAGAACUGCUAAUGAGGUACUAUUCAAAGAUUCGAUUAUACCCAAAUUCUCAAAGAUUUCGGUUAUGAAAACAGCCAACUUCGAAUACUUGAAAAUCUUAUCAUAAUAAACAGUAUCGAGAACGAUGAGGACUCAUAGGAGUUUUCCUAUCGAGAUAUCAGAGAGUCAAUUUAUCUCAUUUGAGAGAAUUACUGAUAUAAUAUUGAAGCUAACUCGACUUACUCCAUUAGAUUUUCAAUAAUUUCAUCAAAAUAGUAAUGGAUCAACACAUCAUCAAUAUCUUCAGGACUUUAUUGGCAAUCAUCAUCAUCAUUCUAAGAACUAAAAUUCCCAUAUUGACUAGAACUUCACAUAAAAUUUUAAAAAUCUAAGAAAAUCUCUGGAUGAUUUAAUCAACUUAAAACUCAUAAUGAAGGAUUUUGAACACUAAGAAACUAGAGAGCUCAAGUUUUAGUAGAUGAAAGUGAAAGUCGAGUUAUAAAAAACCUAAUUACAAAAAAACAGCAGUCCUGAGCCGAUCUAGAAAUUUCUAGGUAAGACUGGCAUUGAAUUGUACUACUCAACUUAUAAUGAACUGAAUAUGCAAAACACUUAGCUUAAGAAUUAGCUAAAUAGAUAUUUCAAUGAGUACUACUCUAACAAGGAGCCUUAGGAUAAACUAUAGCAAAUAUAUGAGGAUCUUCAAAGACAAAUCAUAAAAUCAACUUUUAAGCAUCGAAUGAUAAAAGUAUGUGCUUUUGAGAAUAGGAACCACCCACCAUCAGAACUUUACUUGUUUAUCGAUGAGAAAAAGAAGGCAAAGAUAGUAGAUAUUCUUGCAGUAAAGUAAAAAUAAAUACCAUAGCAAGUUAACACAAAUCCGCUAAUAAAUGCAACUAUAAGUUUAACCUUAUAAGAAUAAAAUAACUUUAUUAACCAAUUCACACAAUCAGCACAGAGAAAUAAGCAGGCUAAUAAUACUUCUAAUAUAUGA